Messenger RNA from Nomascus leucogenys (northern white-cheeked gibbon), 3230 nucleotides. NCBI's taxonomy places the organism in Eukaryota, Metazoa, Chordata, Mammalia, Primates, Hylobatidae. The record is from RefSeq and is a predicted model, not a curated record.
CACUGUUCUCAGCUCUGUAUAACUAUUAACUCAGAGGGUACAAAUAUUAACUUAAGAGAUGUUGCAGGAAAAAAAAAAAAAAAACCGCCUCUGGCACUUUAAGGUUGGCCUCCCCCUCAAAACCCCCGCAACCGUCCCAAGCCCUUUCCAGGGACUGGGACUACGGCCCCUCGUCCGACCUUCUCGCGGGCUUCCUACUGCGCCAAUCAAAGCCUAGAAACCGUGAGGGCUAGAGGCCCGGCUGCUAAGCAACGGCAGAGGGCGGGAAGUUUGAACGUUCUGGGCCCGCCCCGAAGGCGAAUAGGCCAAUCAGCGUCCAGACUCUUCAGCUACGGCAGUCCGCUUCUCCUCCUCGCCCCGUCGGAUCUCUAGGCUGGAUCUGGGCCUCUCCAAUCAAUAGCGGCUAGGAGGGCGGGGCGCAUGCGCGCGCACCUCGCUCACGCGCCGGCGCGCUCCUCCUGCAGGCUUGCGGCGGUCGGUCAGCGGGGCGUUCUCCCGCGUGUCGCGACUCAGAGCCUCCAAGCUCAUGGCCUCCUUAGGAGCGAACCCAAGGAGGACACCGCAGGGACCGGGACCUGAGGCGGCCUCCUCCGGCUUCCCCAGCCCGGCCCCAGUGCCGAGCCCCAGGGAGGCCGAAGAGGAGGAAGUCGAGGAGGAGGAGGAGGAGCUGGCCGAGAUCCAUCUGUGUGUGCUGUGGAAUUCAGGAUACUUGGGCAUUGCCUACUAUGAUACUAGUGACUCCACUAUCCACUUCAUGCCAGAUGCCCCAGACUACGAGAGCCUCAAGCUUCUCCAGAGAGUUCUGGAUGAGAUCAAUCCCCUGUCUGUUGUUACGAGUGCCAAACAGGAUGAGAAUAUGACUCGAUUUCUGGGAAAGCUUGCCUCCCAGGAGCACAGAGAGCCUAAAAGACCUGAAAUCAUAUUUUUGCCAAGUGUGGAUUUUGGUCUGGAGAUAAGCAAACAACGUCUCCUUUCUGGAAACUACUCCUUCAUCCCAGACUCCAUGACUGCCACUGAGAAAAUCCUCUUCCUCUCUUCCAUUAUUCCCUUUGACUGCCUCCUCACACCCCUAGGAGAUUUAAGAUUUACCCCAAUUCCACUGCUGAUCCCCUCCCAGGUUCGAGCACUUGGAGGGCUGCUGAAGUUCCUGGGUCGAAGAAGAAUCGGGGUUGAACUGGAAGACUAUAAUGUCAGCGUCCCUAUCCUGGGCUUUAAGAAAUUUAUGUUGACUCAUCUGGUGAACAUAGAUCAAGACACUUACAGUGUUCUACAGAUUUUUAAGAGUGAGUCUCACCCCUCAGUGUACAAAGUGGCCAGUGGACUGAAGGAGGGGCUCAGCCUCUUUGGAAUCCUCAACAGAUGCCGCUGUAAGUGGGGAGAGAAGCUGCUCAGGCUAUGGUUCACACGUCCGACUCAUGACCUGGGGGAACUCAAUUCUCGUCUGGAUGUCAUUCAGUUUUUUCUGCUGCCCCAGAAUCUGGACGUGGCUCAGAUGCUGCAUCGGCUCCUGGGUCACAUCAAGAACGUGCCUCUGAUUCUGAAACGCAUGAAGUUGUCCCACACCAAGGUCAGCGACUGGCAAGUUCUCUACAAGACUGUGUACAGUGCCCUGGGCCUGAGGGAUGCCUGCCGCUCCCUGCCGCAGUCCAUCCAGCUCUUUCGGGACAUUGCCCAAGAGUUCUCUGAUGACCUGCACCAUAUCGCCAGCCUCAUUGGGAAAGUAGUGGACUUUGAGGGCAGCCUUGCUGAAAAUCGCUUCACAGUCCUCCCCAACAUAGAUCCUGAAAUUGAUGAGAAAAAGCGAAGACUGAUGGGACUUCCCAAUUUCCUUACUGAGGUUGCCCGCAAGGAGCUGGAGAAUCUGGACUCCCGUAUUCCUUCAUGCAGUGUCAUCUACAUCCCUCUGAUUGGCUUCCUUCUUUCUAUUCCCCGCCUGCCUUCCAUGGUAGAGGCCAGUGACUUUGAGAUUAAUGGACUGGACUUCAUGUUUCUCUCAGAGGAGAAGCUACACUAUCGUAGUGCCCGAACCAAGGAGCUGGAUGCAUUGCUGGGUGACCUGCACUGCGAGAUCCGGGACCAGGAGACACUGCUGAUGUACCAGCUGCAGUGCCAGGUGCUGGCACGAGCAGCUGUCUUAACCCGAGUAUUGGACCUUGCCUCCCGCCUGGACGUCCUGCUGGCUCUUGCCAGUGCUGCCCGGGACUAUGGCUACUCAAGGCCACGUUACUCCCCACAAGUCCUUGGGGUACGAAUCCAGAAUGGCAGACAUCCUCUGAUGGAACUCUGUGCCCGAACCUUUGUGCCCAACUCCACAGAAUGUGGUGGGGACAAAGGGAGGGUCAAAGUCAUCACUGGACCCAACUCAUCAGGGAAGAGCAUAUACCUCAAACAGGUAGGCUUGAUCACAUUCAUGGCCCUGGUAGGCAGCUUUGUGCCAGCAGAGGAGGCCGAAAUUGGGGCAGUAGACGCCAUCUUCACACGAAUUCAUAGCUGUGAAUCCAUCUCCCUUGGCCUCUCCACCUUCAUGAUCGACCUCAACCAGGUGGCGAAAGCAGUGAACAAUGCCACUGCACAGUCGCUGGUCCUCAUUGAUGAAUUUGGAAAGGGAACCAAUACGGUGGAUGGGCUCGCGCUUCUGGCUGCUGUGCUCCGACACUGGCUGGCACGUGGACCCACAUGCCCCCACAUCUUUGUGGCCACCAACUUUCUGAGCCUUGUUCAGCUACAGCUGCUGCCACGAGGGCCCCUGGUGCAGUAUUUGACCAUGGAGACCUGUGAGGAUGGCAACGACCUUGUCUUCUUCUAUCAGGUUUGCGAAGGUGUUGCGAAGGCCAGCCAUGCCUCCCACACAGCUGCCCAGGCUGGGCUUCCUGACAAGCUUGUGGCUCGUGGCAAGGAGGUCUCAGACUUGAUCCGCAGUGGAAAACCCAUCAAGCCUGUCAAGGAUUUGCUAAAGAAGAACCAAAUGGAAAAUUGCCAGACAUUAGUGGAUAAGUUUAUGAAACUGGAUUUGGAGGAUCCUAACCUGGACUUGAACGUUUUCAUGAGCCAGGAAGUGCUGCCUGCUGCCACCAGCAUCCUCUGAGAGUCCUUCCAGUGUCCUCCCUGGCCUCCUGAGACCCCGGUGGGCUGCCAUGCCCUCUUUGUUUCCUUAUCUCCUUCAGACCCAGAGUUUUUAGUUUCUCUAGAAAUUUUGUUUCAUAUUAGGAAUAAAGUUUAUUUUGAAGAAA